CAUUGCUGAGGCCUUAUCUUAGCAACUGCAGGCUGUUCAGCAAAUGCCCUUGUGUUCUGCGCGUAUAGGCAAUAUGAGUAUUCGGCCAUGAAGUAUAUAGUGACGCGACUCGACGACGUUGAUGGUCGGGUUCUCUCUUGACCACAGCCGGCUUCCGUACGCCAAAGACAUAUAUUUCUGCAGAGCUAUUCCUAGCACAAGCCGCCGCGAUGGAGUUUGACUUGAAAGGAGAAGACACAAAGACCGCAGUCGUUGACACCGAGGUCGGCAUUGACGUUCGAUCUGAUCAGGCCAGCUCAGUCAUCUACAUUGAUCCUGAGAAGGAAGCAGCCGCUCGAAGAAAAUUCGACAAAUACCUUGUACCAGUUUCUCUAAUCUUCAUUGUUCUGUCCGCCCUGGACCGAAACAAUAUCGGCAAUGCUGUAGUCUUCGGCUUCGACAAAGACUUGGGCCUUGUGGGCAACCAGUUUAAUAACAUCCAAACUCUAUCCAGCUUUUGCAGUUUUGCCGGCGAGCUCCCUUGGACCCUGGUUGUUAGACGCUUUGGUGCUCGGAAGGCACUCGGCACUGCAUUCCUCUUGUGGAGUAUCUGCACUCUUGGAACCGCCUUUAUCCACACCUAUGGUCAAGCCAUCGCCGUCCGUAUGAUUCUCUGCGCCUGUGAAGGCGGUCUGUCUCCCGGAUUCGCCUUUGUCUACUCGACCAUCUACCCCCAAGAACAAGCAGGAAAGCGUAUUAUGACGACCAACCUCGCCCAGUGCAUUUCUGGCGCUUUCGGUGGUCUUUUUGCCUAUGCAAUUCAAACCAUGGGAACCAAAAGAGGCCUUGCGGCUUGGAGAUGGCUAUUCAUCGUCGAGUUCUGCGUUACUAUCUUCAUCGGUGGAAUUGGCUGGAUCUUUAUCCCCGAUUCGGCCGAAACGGCAUGGUAUCUUAGCGAAGAAGAGAAGGAGACCAUGCGUCUGAAGAGGAAGCGAGACUACCAUCUCCGAGGAGAUCAAAAGUUUGACUGGAAGUGGGCUAGGGAAUCACUGAAGGAUCCCUUUGUCUACCUCCUGGGCAUAGCUUUCUUCACUUCAUCGGUCGCAAUCAACGGCUUCGGUGUUUUCCUGCCUUCUAUCAUCAAUGGCCUCGGAUAUACUUCCCUUCAGGCUAACUACCUCACUAUCCCGGUCUAUGUUCUUGGUGCCAUCUCUCUUUUGACUCAGGUCUACUUUUCCGAUAAACUCAGGCGACGAAGCAUAUUUAUCAUCGGCUGCUGUGUUCCGGUUGCAGUCGGCUACCUGAUUUGUGUGGGAACAUCAGCCCCCGGUGCUGGUUACGCGGGAAUGUUUAUCCUCGUCGUCGGCCUCUAUCCGAUUUCCACGCUCGCUGUCACCUGGGCGACUAAUACCUUUGCGCCGGAUUCCAAACGUGCGAUUGCCAUGCCGAUGGUAUAUACGAUGGCCGAUAUUUCUUCGAUGGUAUCAUCACAACUAUACCCUAGCACACAAAAACCUCGAUAUAUCCAGGGUAAUGCGGUCUCUGCUGGUUUAACGUGUGUCGCUGGGCUCCUCUACACCGCCAGCUGGUAUCUUCUUAGGCGCAGAAACAUGAAGAAGGAGAAACUUCUUGCUGAAGGUGCAACUUCAAAUCAUAUGGAGGGAGAUAGGAGUCUCGAUACCAUGUACAUUCUUUAAGCGGCGGCAUUCUGCUGCAUUCUGCCAGAGAGAGACGAGAAGUAGUUUAGAGCGUUAAAGUGAUUUCCAUCAAUUCAGAAUUGACCGUGAC
This is a messenger RNA of Talaromyces proteolyticus, 1767 nucleotides long. Its product is annotated as high-affinity nicotinic acid transporter-like protein. The record is from RefSeq and is a predicted model, not a curated record. Lineage: Eukaryota; Fungi; Ascomycota; Eurotiomycetes; Eurotiales; Trichocomaceae. The transcript has 4 exons. Gene Ontology annotation, cellular component: membrane. Gene Ontology annotation, molecular function: transmembrane transporter activity. The coding region runs from base 210 to 1676 and encodes 488 amino acids. Gene Ontology annotation, biological process: transmembrane transport.